CGUGUGCUACCUUCGCACAUGGCGGCGCUCUGGAAGAGGGUCCUGCUGCCCGGGACGCUGCUGGCGCCCUCGGCUCGCCCCCCGGGAUGGCGGGAGGCCACUUUGGGCGCCGAUCUCGGGGGUGCGGUACGAGUGCGCUUCGCCCCCAGCCCCACAGGCUUUUUGCACCUGGGUGGCCUCCGCACUGCCCUUUACAACUACCUCUUUGCCAAGAAACACCAGGGCAGCUUCAUCCUGCGGCUGGAGGACACAGAUCAGACUCGCCUCGUGCCGGGGGCAGCGGAGAAUAUCGAGGACAUGCUGGAGUGGGCCGGCAUCCCCCCUGAUGAGAGCCCCCGCCGCGGAGGUCCUGCGGGGCCCUACCAGCAGUCGCAGCGACUAGCGCUCUACACCCAGGCCGCAGAGACGCUGCUGAAGACAGGGGCCGCCUACCGCUGCUUCUGCUCGCCGCAGCGGCUGGAGCUCCUGAAGAGGGAGGCUCUGAGGAGCCACCAGACGCCCCGGUAUGAUAAUCGGUGCCGGAACCUGAGCCAGAAGCAGGUGGCCCAGAGGCUGGCCGCAAACCCCAAGCCCGCCAUCCGCUUCCGCCUGGAGGCGGCAGCCCCAGCAUUCGAGGACCUGGUACACGGCUGGAGUCGGCACGAGGUGGUCAGUGUGGAGGGCGACCCCAUUAUCCUGAAGAGCGACGGCUUCCCCACAUACCACCUGGCCUGCGUGGUGGACGACCACCUCAUGGGCAUCAGCCACGUGCUGCGCGGGUCUGAAUGGCUUUCCUCCACCUCCAAGCAUCUGCUGCUCUACCAGGCGCUGGGAUGGCAGCCGCCUCGCUUUGCCCACCUGCCCCUGCUGCUCAACAGGGAUGGCAGCAAGCUGUCCAAGAGGCAAGGGGACAUUUUCCUGGAACACUUCGCUGCGGCUGGCUUUCUGCCCGACGCCUUGCUCGACAUCGUCACGAACUGUGGCUCGGGCUUUGCAGAGAACCAGAUGGGCAGGACCCUGCCUGAGCUGAUCACACAGUUCGACCUGACCCGGAUCACCUGCCACUCAGCCCUGCUGGACCUGCAGAAGCUCCCCGAGUUCAACAGACUGCACCUCCUUCGGCUGGUGGGCAGCGAGACCCAGAGGCACCAGCUGGUGGAGAAGCUUCAGGCCCUGGUGGAGGAGGCGUUCGGUGCCCGGCUGCACAACAGGGAUGUCCUUGAUCCAGCUUACGUGGAGAGGAUCAUCUUGCUGCGGCAGGGUCACAUCUGCCGCCUGCAGGACUUGGUCUCUCCGGCUUACUCGUACCUGUGGACUCGCCCGGCCGUGGGCCGAGCACAGCUGAGCGCCAUCUCAGAGAAGGUGGACGAGGUCACCAAGCGCGUGCUGGGGCUUUUAGAAAGAGCUGAUCUGAGGUUAACCCAGGACGUGCUGAAUGGAGAGCUGAAGAGGCUGUCAGAAGGGCUGCAAGGCACCAAGCACAGCAUUGUGAUGAAGCUGCUCCGAGUGGCCCUCAGCGGACAGCUGCAAGGACCGCCUGUAGCCGAAAUGAUGGUGUCCUUGGGACUGAAGGAAGUGCAGGAACGAAUUCAGAAGGCGCUUUCCAGCUAGGGGGAAGCUGUGGAGGCCGGGGGAGGCCGCCCCCGGAACCUGUGACUUGAAGCUGCCUUCAGACCAGGCGACGGCCUGAGGCUCACCCGAAGGGGAGGCGUGGGGAGCCGAGCGUGGAAGCAUCAUCGUCCUGUGCCGCUUGGUGCACUGGAUGCCGCUGCAGACCCGUCCUCACCGCUCCGCCGAGAAAUCGCGCACAGCUGCCUCCUGAGUGGCGGCACCCAGCGCCUUCAACUCUAGGAGCGGAGCUCUUUGCCAGCUCAGUGUGCAGAGAAUUUAGUCCGCAGUCACGUGGUUCCAAGGCGGGCAGCUUGGCAGCGGGGGAAGAGCUCAUGCUACACGAGCAGAGGGCAGUGGGGGGGGAGGCCCAACCAGGCGGCGCCCGCUGGCCCCCACUCCCCCUGGGCCCCACCUCCCAGUGUCCUGUUAGCUGUGAACUCAGAGGGACGAACUCAUGAAUCUGGGGACUUCCCCAAAGCACCUGGGAGUGAGUGGGACCAAGGGAGCAACUAGAUGUAAGCUGUGACAGCAGCUCCCUCCUGGGCUGGGCAGAGGCUAGGCAUUGGCUCAGCAUAGCCAGCCCCCCAAAGUAGGCCAGCAGGCUGACGCCCACGUGUGCCACAGAACUAGAGGCUGCCGGCUGGAAGGCCCGGGUGCAGUGGCGGCACAGUUGGCUCCUCUUGGCUUGCAGACAGCUGCUGACUAGCUGUGUCUUCUCCAGCCGUCCUCUGGGCACCCACCUCUCUGGUCUCUGUGUGUCGUAGCCUCUCCUUACCGGACGUCGGUUAGGUUAGCGCAACCCUCAGAGCUUCACCUCAUCUUGACACCUUUUUAAGGCCUCUGCAUACACAGCCUGCAUUCUGUGGCAUAGCAGGGUAGGCCUCCCACAAGGGCAUUGGGGGGCAGGGGGACACAGCCCAUACCCUGUCUGGACUCGGGGACCCUGGGUCUCGGGCACACUUUGGAGGUCUAACAGUAGCAAGACCAGGCCCGAACUGGGUUACUGGCGGCCUUGGAGGAGACACAGGAGGGAGCUUCUUGGGUGCCAGGGUCAGCACCCGUAUUCUGUGCUGCUCUUUGUCCUUGGACCUUGGGAUGAAUUUGUCUCCCCCAAAGUUGUCCUCUAGUUCUCCAGACAUGGCCCACGGACUGGAGACGGACAGCCUUCCUGCUUUUUGUGUGUUUCUUCAUGUCUACCCUUCUUCCACCAUUGCUAGUAAGUCGUCUGCAGAUUUUGAAGCACUGUCUUCCUUGGGUGAUGAGGAACAGCUGAGGCGCAAGAAGGGCGGCAACUGGGCCCAACCCCCACAGCGUGCUAGUCUUCUCCAGACGGCCAGCCUCAGUGUGCGUGUUCUAGCCUCCUAGGAAUCGUGCCCUUGUAUGUCCUGCCUGCAUUUACUAUGCCAACUUGUGUAACUGGUAGGCUGUUGAAAUGGUAGCCAGGCGUGAUGGCGCAUGUCAGUAACCUCAGUAUUGGCAGGCUGAGGCAGGAGGGCCGCUGUGAGUUCAAAGGCAGC
This is a messenger RNA of Octodon degus (degu), 3107 nucleotides long. It is a transcript of the gene Ears2, whose product is annotated as glutamyl-tRNA synthetase 2, mitochondrial. Gene Ontology annotation, biological process: glutamyl-tRNA aminoacylation. NCBI's taxonomy places the organism in Eukaryota, Metazoa, Chordata, Mammalia, Rodentia, Octodontidae. Bases 19 to 1590 code for a protein of 523 amino acids. Gene Ontology annotation, molecular function: tRNA binding; zinc ion binding; ATP binding. The record is from RefSeq and is a predicted model, not a curated record. The transcript is spliced from 9 exons.